AUGUCCAGGAACCCGUCUCGAAGUAAUCAUGUUGCCUCUUUAAACGGCGGCGGUGCUAGACUUGCCGUUCUCUUCACUGCCUUGGCUCGAGUGGUCAGGGGCCUUCCUAUUGGAGGCACUGUCAAUGUGGCUCACAAGGAGACAAUGAGCAAUGAGGAAUUCUACUUCAAUCUUCUUAUUUCCGCCUGUCUUGUCUUGGCUGGUGGUGUUUUUGCAGGACUCACCCUCGGUCUCAUGGGCCAGGAUGAAGUGUACCUUAAAGUCAUUGCCACUUCGGGUGACGCUCAUGAACAAAAACAUGCUCGCAAGGUGUUGGGUUUGAUUGGCCGUGGAAAACAUUGGGUGCUUGUUACUUUGUUGCUUUCCAACGUUAUCACCAACGAAUCCUUGCCUAUUGUGUUGGACCGUUGCUUGGGUGGAGGCUGGCCUGCUGUGGUUGCCUCCACAGCUUCCAUUGUGAUUUUUGGUGAGAUCAUUCCUCAAUCGAUUUGUGUUCGUUACGGUUUGCAAGUCGGUGCCUUGUUUGCACCUUUCGUGUUGGUCUUGAUGUACAUUAUGUACCCAGUAGCCUACCCAUGUGCCCUUCUUUUGGACCACAUUUUGGGUGAAGAUCAUGGAACUGUCUACAAAAAGUCUGGUUUGAAGACCUUGGUUACUUUGCACAAGACCAUGGGUGUUGAAAGAUUGAACCAAGAUGAGGUAACCAUCAUCUCCGCUGUUUUGGACUUGAAAGAGAAGGAGGUAGCCCAUAUCAUGACCCCUAUUGACAGAGUUUAUACCAUGCCUUCUGACAUGAUUUUGGACGAGAAGACUGUUGAGGAGAUCUUCAACGCCGGUUUCUCUCGUAUCCCUAUCCAUUUGCCCGAUGAGCCAACUAACUUCAUUGGUAUGUUGUUGGUCAGAGUCUUGAUUUCUUAUGAUCCCGAAGACGCUCUUCCUGUUGCUCUGUUUCCUCUCGCUACUCUCCCUGAGACUAGCGCUGAUACCUCUUGUUUGAAUAUUUUGAACUACUUCCAAGAAGGUAAGUCUCAUAUGAUUGUUGUGAGUGAAAAGCCUGGUGAGCCAACCGGAGCGCUUGGUGUCUUGACUUUGGAGGAUGUUAUCGAAGAAUUGAUUGGAGAAGAAAUUGUUGAUGAGUCUGAUGUCUACAUCGAUAUCAACAAGAAUAUCAAGCGUAAGAACCCUGGCCCAUUAUAUAAGAGAAACUUGACCGCUUAUUUGCACAACCUAUACUCUUCUGCAAAUGGAUCGAAGAGAAAUUCGAUUGAUGGCAUUCCAAAAGAUGCUGCUGUUUCCUUCAAUCCAAACCCAAUUAUCAAAGCUAACCCUCUUGCCACUUCUCCGGGUCGUGUCAGAUCGGGGGCUAACACUGGCAUGAAUUCGCCCAUGUUCGCUCCUGUCAACCCGGCAUCUAAUCCAUUGGAGACUUCGAAGUCAUUUGUCACCAUCAAGAGACCAGCUCAUCACACUGAUGGUGUUCUGUCGCCGCCUCGAACCGUUCCUAUUGACAAAGAGCUAAUGUUAGAUGAUGCAAAAAGCACCGAAGCUUAUGAAAACAUCUACACUUCCGAGCAGGAUGCUUUAGAGGAAGCAAAACAUAGACUCAGUAUCGGCCACGAUUCGAAACCUUUGGAGCCAAUGACAUCAAACGGAUCCCACCACGGCAGCUCCAGGCAUCAUAACGGCAGCUCCAGGCAUCACAAUGGCGGAGACAUGGCUAGACAACAAUCUACCUCCAGCCAAAAUGGAGACACGCGAUCCGGUUCUUCGUCCAACUCUCAUGCCAUACCCGUGAUUGAGUACCUGGAGCUGCGAUCAUAUCGUACCGGAGGUAUUGUUGAGUCGGUCGUCAAUGUUCUGGGCGUUCACAAGACUAUUAUCGAGGAUUUUAGUGACGAAGAUCCAUCCGACAUGGAGGAUCCAAGACAAAGGAGUAGAGGAAUGUUAGGUACUAAUAGCGAGGACUCCGUGCCGCUUAUAUACUAA
Molecule: messenger RNA, 1986 nt
Organism: Australozyma saopauloensis
Lineage: Eukaryota; Fungi; Ascomycota; Pichiomycetes; Serinales; Metschnikowiaceae
Exons: 1
Coding region: 1-1986 (661 amino acids)
Biological process (GO): magnesium ion homeostasis
Source: RefSeq, a predicted model, not a curated record